AUGGCAAAAUGCAUCGUCGAAGGGUUUUGUGCAUCAAAUCGUCACAAAUUAAUUCAGUUGAUCUCACAUUCUAACGACCACAAUAUAAAUCUGUGGUCGUCAUGGAAAGGCACGCGUUGCUGCAAUGCGCUGAGCGUACAAAAUGCCGAGGACAAUCACAAGCGUAGGCCAAAUCUUGAAGAUGAAGUCACACGACCGCAAGCAAAGUUAAUGCUAAGCGCGCAGCUGUAG
Messenger RNA from Plasmopara halstedii, 231 nucleotides. RefSeq lists its product as uncharacterized. The coding region runs from base 1 to 231 and encodes 76 amino acids. The record is from RefSeq and is a predicted model, not a curated record. The transcript is spliced from 2 exons. Lineage: Eukaryota; Oomycota; Peronosporomycetes; Peronosporales; Peronosporaceae.